Molecule: messenger RNA, 620 nt
Organism: Onychostruthus taczanowskii (white-rumped snowfinch)
Lineage: Eukaryota; Metazoa; Chordata; Aves; Passeriformes; Passeridae
Gene: UFC1
Product: ubiquitin-fold modifier conjugating enzyme 1
Biological process (GO): protein K69-linked ufmylation
Cellular component (GO): cytoplasm
Molecular function (GO): UFM1 conjugating enzyme activity
Source: RefSeq, a predicted model, not a curated record
ACGUCACUUCCGGCGGGGAGGCAUGGCGGGGCCCGGCCAUGGCGGACGCGGCGGCGCGGCGGGCGGUGGCGGAGCUGCCGCUGCUGCGGGCACCGGCGGGGCCGCGGGACCGCGAGGGCUGGGCCGAGCGGCUGCGAGAGGAGUACCGGGCGCUCAUCCAGUACGUGGAGAACAACAAACGCGCCGACACCGACUGGUUCCGCCUGGAGUCCAACCCCGAGGGCACCCGCUGGUCGGGCAGGUGCUGGUACAUCCAUGAGCUGCUCAGGUACGAGUUCAACAUCGAGUUCGAGGUGGCUGUCACCUUUCCGGGGGGUGUGGCACUGAGGGGGGCUGUCACCUUUCCGGGGGGGGUGGUGAUGUGUUCCAGGGGUGUCCCCACAGGCAGUGCCCUCUCCCCACAGCUCGGUCCCUGGCUGGCCGUGGAGAUCCCGGACCUGAUCUCCAAAGGCCUCAUCCAGCACAAGGACAAGUGACCAACACAAGUGGGGGGGACAUAGGGGGUCCCCCCACCCCCCUUGGGGGUCCCAUCCCCCCUCGGGGCUCCUCUGUUCCCCUCCCAGCUGCUGCCACCCCUCCCCACCGCUUCGCUGCUGCUCCCCAAUAAACACUGAACCCCG